This is a messenger RNA of Thalassophryne amazonica, 1464 nucleotides long. RefSeq names its product heme-binding protein soul5, like (gene soul5l). Gene Ontology annotation, cellular component: cytoplasm. The record is from RefSeq and is a predicted model, not a curated record. The transcript is spliced from 7 exons. The coding region runs from base 141 to 1199 and encodes 352 amino acids. Lineage: Eukaryota; Metazoa; Chordata; Actinopteri; Batrachoidiformes; Batrachoididae.
CGUCCAGUCUGCAGCGGCGCGCCUCCUCGGCCCCUCCCUCCCUGCAGGAGCACCGUCCGCAGUGGCUCCUCCUCCGUCAGUGCAGCAGACUGCGGAGUCCAGCGCGCGCUGCCUGCACACGACGCACACGGAGCGCUGCAAUGGAUUUCAUUUCAGUUUUGGUGAUGAUGGCUCUAGUGGUUUCAGUUGACGGAAGUAUUGGACCGAGUACGAAUACCAGCUUCUGCACGGAGUCAAAGGAAUGUCUGGAGUACGAGCUGGUCUGCAAAACAGACGAGUAUGAGGUGCGGCGCUACACUCCUACUCGCUGGGUGUCCACAGACGCUGAAGCCUAUUUCAUGGGAGUCGGUGCAGCCAUGGCCUUCAGGAGACUUUUCCAGUACAUCACUGGAGCUAACGAAGGAGGCGUCCAGAUGGAGAUGACUGCACCCGUCCUGGUGAAGAUCCCCGAAGAGACCAAGAUGUGGGAGCCGGCGAUCUACACUCUCAACUUUCCGCUGCCUGCAGCCUAUCAGGACAAGCCGCCAACGCCCACCAGUGACAAGCUGUAUUUCACUGAGAUGCCAGAGAUGGACGUGUACGUGAGGAGUUAUGGAGGCUGGAUGCUGUCAGUCACCUCCAGGCUCCACGCCCACCUGCUGACUAAAGAGCUCCAGAGGGUUCGAGCCUCCUACAACCACACCUACCACUACGGAGUCGGAUACGACAGCCCCUUGAAGCUGUUGAACAGACAUAAUGAGGUGUGGUAUGUCGCCGAAGGGGCGCCAGUGUGCACAGAUCCACAAGAGCCCACCCCUGCACACACACCCCACCCAACUCUGACGGAGUCACCCACAGACUCACCCACUGACUCCACCCCACACACUGUCACUGACUCCGCCUCACUCGCACCGUCCAACCUGUCCUCAGAUACGCCCUCCAACUCCACCUCACAAACGCCCUCUGACACCACCGCCCUCUACCAAUCUCACACCCAACCAAGUCCUGCGUCAGACCUUCCAGCCGGAGCCACAUUCAGCCAUGCCCCCACCUCUGCCCAGGUCUCUGUAGACCCAACAAAUAACUCCUCCCAUCCCAUCUCAGUCAGCCCAUUCCUGGAGCCCGAGGCUGAUCUGGCGCUCUGGAACAGCACAGCACACAGCUCGCUGGAUGCACAAGCUGACAACAAUCCUGUGGUUCAGCCCGACCCGGCUCAUUAGCUGCGAUUACACUUAAUUAAAAUCCUUUCCAGAUAUAUUCAAAUGGAAACCAUUAGAAUGUAACAGAAGGGUGUGCAGGGGCGUAGCUAGGGGUUCAUUUUCAUGACUGCCAUUAUAACUUCUAAUAACGCCGUCUGAAUCAUUAUCAGAAGCAAUACUCAAAUUACAGUUUUAAAACAGCCAAUCUUUUUUUUUUUGAGUGUUGUGAAACAAUGAAUCUUUUUUGAAACAAUUGGCUCAUGUAGUUUGUGCAGCAUUACAAAAA